Messenger RNA from Oryzias melastigma (Indian medaka), 1392 nucleotides. RefSeq names its product myelin and lymphocyte protein. Gene Ontology annotation, biological process: myelination. Gene Ontology annotation, cellular component: membrane. Lineage: Eukaryota; Metazoa; Chordata; Actinopteri; Beloniformes; Adrianichthyidae. Gene Ontology annotation, molecular function: structural constituent of myelin sheath. The coding region runs from base 686 to 1159 and encodes 157 amino acids. The record is from RefSeq and is a predicted model, not a curated record. The transcript is spliced from 4 exons.
AUGAUUAUGUCAUUUUAAUGCUAAAAACUAUUGUUUUCUGGGACAUAGCUUCUGCAGAGUGGCAGGAAUUCAUUAGAAUUUUGCACUGUGGGUGCAGGGUAAGCCUGACCCUACUUCCCAACAUCCAUGUGUUAAACUCUCCCUCUAGUUUACAUCCCCUCACAACCCCAACUGAACAUCACGGAUGCAACAAAAGUGGUGAAACUAUAAGUGUCAGCUAGAUGUCAACUCAGACGAGAUAAAUGAAGACGUUCAUGGAUCUAUUCAUCUGCUAGUGGAGGCAUCAUUGGUCCAACUGUAGCUUCUACAAGCUUUUUCCAACAGGAUUUUUGCGUCUGCUCCCGAUUCACAACAAUUUGAAUAAAGAAAUAAUCCGAAAAUACAUUUUAAGCUUUACAUUUCUUUAUGCAUCUCCUCCAUUAUGAAAGCAACAAGUAAAAUUCUCACAUCAGGGCACUCAUGGAUUUGAAUACAACAUCAGUCACGCAACCCAGUGACUGACAGCACCCCCACUCAACAGUCUAAAAACAAAACUAAAAGCACCAACGAAAGGACAUGUAGGUGGAGAGCCGAAGGCAAAGGGAGGUGCUGAAGGAGAGAAUUGGGAUGUGCAGACUGUCUUCGAAAGCAUAUUUAAAGGGGUUUUCUCAUUCUUCCAGAAACCAUAGACACUAACCUUUAGAAGAUGGAUUCCAAGACUUCUCGGUACGUUAUGCCAAAGGGAAGAAAGAUCUUCACCACCUUUCCUGACGUACUCUUCCUCCUCGAGUUUAGUCUUGGGGUCGCGUUGUGUGUCAUGCUUAUUAUUUCUGAAGCUGAAGUCGACGCUUUUGCGCUGUCUGUGUCCGUCUUCUGCUGUGUUGGGACAUCCGCUUGGUUCUUCAUCUUCUUCUGUGGUCACAAUCAGAAACCCUUUUGGCCAGCUCUGGAUUUGGCUUUCCAUGUGUUUUUAACAAUUUUGUACAUGAUUCCAUCAGUGAUUGUGACCUACUUGACCAUUAUGGGUUGGUGGAUCCUUUCCAAGUUUGGUUUCUCAGGCGGAAUGGGCGUAAACGUCAUUGCUGUCAUGUCCGUAGGAGCUACUCUUCUUUACUUCAUCCAUGCCAUCUUUUCUGCUAUUCGAUGGAAGAGACACCCCAUAAUAAGCGACACUGUUUAAGAAAAAGAAAGACUACGUCUUAAAACCAGAUGUUUUUGUAAAAUUACAAUAACUGUUUGUGUUUUACCACUUUCUUUCUUUCUUUCUUUCUUAAAUACAUUUGGACAUGUGUGCCAAAGCUGAAAAUCUUCACUUCGGGAUACUUUAUUGUGCAUGUAAUAGACUGGGACAAAUAUAGUAGAUGUAAACACCUCAUUGUAAUUAAGAAAAUAAAGUUUGUUGUGUCUUGUUGA